GCUAUUACACUCAAUUGUACGGCAUUCACUUGAAACAAAAUCAAUUCUUCAUUUUCAAAUAAAGAAAGUGAAUCAAUUUAGGGUUCUUCUUGAUUCUUACUUUCCAAACAAAUCCCCUUGCGUAAGACAAACUCCAUCGCCACCACCACUCUUUCUUUGUGACUUUGUCUCAUGUCUCACUCAUUCCAAUCUCACAUUUUGAUCAAUUUUCUCAAAUGUGUUUGAUGUAACAUUCAAUGGAAUUUUGGAUUAUGAUUCUCCAAAAUCAACAUACAUUUCUAACAUUGUUGUUGGGUUUCUCUUUAAUCUCUCUGGUUUUCAGUGUGACUGACCCCAGUGACUUGCGAGUGCUCAAUUCAUUCAGAAAAGGCCUGCAAAAUCCACAACUCCUUCAAUGGCCAGCCAAUGACGAUGAUCCCUGUGGCUCCAAAUGGAAACAUAUUUUCUGUUCGGGUAAUCGGGUCACUCAAAUCCAGGUUCAGAGAUUAGGGCUUAAGGGUACUCUUCCUCCUGACUUCAACCACCUCUCCAAGCUCUCCAAUUUGGGUCUUCAGAAUAACGAAUUUCAUGGCAAAUUACCCACUUUUAGUGGCUUGUCAGACUUGGAAUUUGCAUACUUGGAUUUCAACAAUUUUGAUGAAAUUCCUUCUGAUUUCUUUCAAGGUCUCACUAGUGUUAGGGUUUUGGAAUUGGAUAAAAACCCUCUUAAUGCAACUACAGGCUGGUCAUUGCCGGAUGAUGUAGGAAAAUUAACACAGUUGGUUAAUUUUUCACUGACUAGUUGUAAUUUGGUGGGUACAUUGCCUGAAUUUCUUGGUUCAUUGUCUUCCCUAACUGCAUUGAGGCUUUCAGGUAAUAAGCUUUCUGGAAUUAUACCCAUGAGUUUCAACAAUUCCAUGUUGCAGAUACUGUGGUUGAAUGAUCAGGAAGAUGGUGGAAUGAGUGGGCCCAUUGAUAUCAUCACCUCAAUGCCUUAUCUUACCGAGGUUUGGCUUAAUGGGAAUCACUUCACUGGGACAAUCCCAGAGAGUAUUGGAAAUUUAAUCUCACUGAAAAAUCUUGAUCUGAAUAUGAAUCAGCUUGUUGGUAUGAUCCCUCAAAGCUUGGCAUUAAUGGAGUUGGAGAAGUUGGAUUUGAACAACAAUAUGUUAAUGGGUCCCAUUCCCAAAUUCAAGUCUGGUAAUGUCUCUUUUGACUCUAAUUCAUUUUGUGUAUCAACACCAGGAGUACAAUGUGCACCACAAGUGAAUGCUUUAUUAGAUUUUCUUGGUAGCAUCAAUUAUCCAACUUCUCUUGCUUCUCAAUGGUCUGGUAAUGAUCCUUGUAAAGGGUCUUGGUUAGGUGUCACUUGUAAUUCUGAUUCCAAGGUUAUUGCUCUCAAUUUGCCUAAUCGAAAUCUUACUGGUACUCUUAGUCCUUCUGUUGCUAGCUUAGAUUCGUUGAGUCAAGUUCGAUUGGCAGGAAACCAUCUCACUGGACAAAUACCUGCAAACAUUACUCAGUUGAAGUCUUUGACUACAUUAGAUGUCAGCCGAAACAAUUUUAAGCCCCCAUUGCCGAAAUUCCAUGCUGGUGUAAAAGUCCUCAUUGAUGGAAAUCCUUUUCUUGUUGCAAACCAUAGUGGCGGAUCACCUCCUCCUAUUGACAAUCCACCACCCUUUAGCAGCCCACCAAUGGUUGAAUCCCCGCCACCUACUUCAACCCCUGGCUUGCCUCGAGGAAGUGUGAGAUCACCUGCACCUGAAAGAUUGCAUUCCCCUGGUGUUGCCUUAAAGCAGAAUUCUAGUGCUUCCUUGAAAGAGAAUUCUAGACCUCAGAAACCCAAAGGACUCACCUUCAUUACUGUUGUUGCCGCUAUUGCUGCUGCUGUUGUGGUAAUUCUUCUCUUGAUUCUGUUUUACGUGUUCUGUUGUAAGAAGAACAAAGGUACUAUUGAGGCACCUUGUUCUGUUGUGGUUCAUCCAAAAGACCCGUAUGAUCCAGACAAUAUGGUUAAGGUUGCAGUCUCAAGUAACAACACUGGAAGCUUAUUUACCCAAACUGGUAGUAGUUCUGGGAGUAGCACACUAGAAAAUUCUAAUUCUCAUAUAAUAGAAUCUGGAAACUUGGUUAUAUCAGUCCAGGUUCUUCGUAAAGUGACCAAAAAUUUUGCCCCGGAAAAUCAGCUUGGUCGUGGUGGGUUUGGAGUUGUUAACAAGGGAGUACUUGAAGAUGGGACUACAAUAGCUGUUAAGAGAAUGGAGGCUGGGGUGGUUAACGGCAAACAAUUGGAUGAAUUUCAGGCUGAAAUUGCAGUCUUGUCUAAGGUAAGACAUCGACAUUUAGUGUCUCUAUUUGGUUACUCCAUAGAAGCCAAUGAAAGACUUUUGGUUUAUGAGUACAUGCCUCAUGGGGCUUUAAGCAAGCAUUUGUUUCAUUGGAAAAAACUUGAUAUGGAACCUUUGCCGUGGAAAAGGAGGCUUGUUAUUGCUUUGGAUGUUGCUAGAGGGAUGGAGUAUCUUCACACCCUAGCACAACAAAGCUUCAUACACCGUGACCUCAAAUCUUCAAAUAUUCUCUUGGAUGAUGAGUUUAGGGCCAAAGUUUCUGACUUUGGGUUGGUAAAACUUGCUCCUGAUAGAGAGAAAUCUGUUGCAACCAGACUUGCAGGAACUUUUGGGUAUCUUGCUCCUGAAUAUGCUGUGACAGGGAAAGUUUCAACUAAAAUUGAUGUGUUCAGCUUUGGGGUGGUACUAAUGGAACUAUUGACUGGGCUGAUGGCGCUUGAUGAGGAACGUUCUGAAGAGAGGAGGUAUUUAGCUGAGUGGUUUUGGAGAAUAAAAACAAGCCGAGAGACUCUAAUGGCUGCAAUAGAUCCAGCACUGGAUAUCAAAGAAGAUGCUUUCGAAUGCAUAAGCAUCAUAGCUGAUCUUGCAGGGCACUGCACUGCAAGAGAUCCAAAUCAUCGACCAGAUAUGGGACAUGCUGUAGGUGUGCUUGCUCCACUUGUCGAUAAAUGGAAGCCGUUUGCUGAAGACAUAGAAGAUUGUUCAGGCAUUGAUUACAGUCUACCACUUAGAGAAAUGUUAAAGGAUUGGAAAAGUGAAGCAGAUAAUAAUAGUAAGGGGAAUAGCUGCACAAGCAUGGAUGAUAGCAGGGGAAGUAUACCUGCUAGGCCUACUGGAUUUGCAGACUCCUUCACUUCAGCUGAUGCCCGAUAAGAGUAUUAAUCAAGAAAAUAGAAAAUCCUUUUUAUUCAUCUGGCAAAUAAGUUUCCUAGUGUUUGCUACAUUUAGAUGUCUAGAAUUUUGUGCUUUUUAUCUUGUUACUUUGGGUGAAUGAUUAAGAAAUUUGUUUUUCUUAGUGUGUACAUGAAAUCUGUUUCUGAAACCCCAUCAGAUUUUGUAGUAAAAUGUCAGUCAUAUGUGUGUAUUGUCUGUAUAAAAGAAUACUCCACCCGUUAUAAUAUUUUGGUAGUUCUUUUCUUUGGGUUUA
This is a messenger RNA of Spinacia oleracea (spinach), 3474 nucleotides long. Its product is annotated as receptor protein kinase TMK1. Lineage: Eukaryota; Viridiplantae; Streptophyta; Magnoliopsida; Caryophyllales; Amaranthaceae. Bases 237 to 3200 code for a protein of 987 amino acids. The transcript has 2 exons. Gene Ontology annotation, biological process: protein phosphorylation. Gene Ontology annotation, molecular function: ATP binding; protein kinase activity; protein binding. The record is from RefSeq and is a predicted model, not a curated record.